AUGUCAACCCCGGGCAUCAGCCAGAACGAGCUUCUUUCUGCUCUAGAUCAACUAUUUGCGAAAUAUUUUGACGAGAAAGACGAGUUCAGCCGAGAGAAGGACGCAGAAGACAAGUUUUGGGGGACGUAUCUGCGGACCAUGAAGGAUGAGGACGAAGCCCGCCCGAAGGAUUGGGACGGGAGUACAGGGAGCAUAUUGACUUUCACCGGUCUGUUCGCGGCUACCGUCGCCGCAUUCGUGAUAGAGAGCUACAAGUCCCUAUCGCCGGACUCGGGCGACGAGACCGUUCUGCUUCUGAGACACAUUCUUGCGGCAACAACAAACACAUCAGCGCAUGCGCUUCCACCUGCCGAGCCAUUCAGUGCAUCUCUUCCUGCCGUACUUGCGAACGCGCUGUGGUUCAUCAGUCUUGUCGUGGCACUUGCUUGUGCUCUCCUCGCCACUCUGAUGAGAGUUUUGCCAGCAGAGCUUUGA
This is a messenger RNA of Peniophora sp. CBMAI 1063, 474 nucleotides long. Lineage: Eukaryota; Fungi; Basidiomycota; Agaricomycetes; Russulales; Peniophoraceae. The record is from the annotation of a GenBank genome assembly.